GCAGAGCAGGACUGCGUUCUAAACCUACGCUCCAAGUGCAAAUUUUCACCUUUUCGUUUCAAUUUUGACAUAAAAUGUAUGGAACUUAAGUCAAAAUUGAUAUUGGUUGCACCUGGAGUGUAGGUAUUCUAUUGCCCAGAACCAUGCCUGAAUUGAGCCCAGUUUCUUUCUUUAAUUUUUACACAAUUUUUACUUUUCAUCAAAUGUACUUACUUAAUUAUUAAUUUGUGAAAGGCAAAGUUUUACCUGUUUUUAAUAUAAGUCAUUGAAAAAAUAGUCAUACAAUGGCUGGAUUUGGAGACUACAAUUCUUACAACCGACCAUUUGGCCUGGAUCCAAACAGAGAAACUAAUGAUUUGUAUGAUACCCGAUAUCAACAAAUUUAUGGUUAUCACACACCACUUACUGAAGAAUACCAGGGACCGCCUCUUGUCAUGGAUGAUACACCGGAGGAUGAAAAUAAUACAUAUGUUACUACUGCUAUAAGCGUAGCAAGUUUGAUCACUGAGAACUUACUAAGCCAUCCAUUCAUUGUCCUCAGACGGCAGUGUCAGGUCCAUAAUAGUCUCAAAAAUCACCACAUAGUACCCUAUACUCUGCUCCCAGUUGUAGCAAGACUACACAGAAGGCAAGACAUUACAACUCUUUGGAAAGGAAUUGGCUCUACCUGCAUUGUAAAAGGUUUAAAUUUAGCUGUUGAGGAUGUAGUAGCUAAAGGCACAGGUUGGCCGAAGGAAAUAGAAAAAUGUGGUUCAGUAUUACAAUUUCUUCAACAUAUUACAUUGAAAUGUGUAAGCACAGCAAUAAUCACACCAUUUUACUCUGCAAGUUUGGUAGAAACAGUACAAAGUGAUAUUGCCAGUGAUAAACCAGCAUUAUUAGAUGUUUUCCGCGAAGGUUUUCUGCGCAUAUUAGAAUGGGGAACACCAAGUAGAGGCAGAAUGUUGCCAAUAUGGGCUAUUGUUAUUCCAACGGUAGGAUUAGGAGUGUCCAAGUAUCUAGCACAUGUCAUAUUGAGAAGUGUAACAGUCAAAAUCUUGAGGUUUCAACAACGAAACAAACACGAGUUAAGUGAUUCUUAUAAUAUGAAUUACCAAAGAAACUCUCAAAAUCCACUGAUUGACAACAUUAAUUUAAAAGCCAAUAUAUUUUCAUUCAUAACAAUGGAAAUAUUAUUUUAUCCACUUGAGACAAUAAUUCAUCGUCUACAUAUACAGGGGACACGGACUAUCAUUGAUAAUUUAGAUACAGGAACUUCAGUAACACCUAUCUUAACAGGGUAUGAAGGAUUUGUGGAUUGUUAUCACACAACAAUAGCGAAAGAAGGUGUUGCUGGCUUAUACAAAGGUUUUGGAGCACUUGUUUUGCAACUUGCAGCCCACCUAGCUAUUAUUAAAUUAACAACUCUUGUAGUUUCUGAAGUUUCUAAUCUCUUGAAACCAGCAAAAUCACCUACAAACUCCGAAGAUUCAGUACACUUGCAUCAAAAGUAUUUAUUUAACUAAAAAAAACUUAAUGGUUUUGACAGAUUAUCCAACUGUUGUGUUGGUUUUCUCUUAUUACUUUCAUUACUUGAUAUCCUUCAACUUAUACAUCCAGUCAAAAGUUAGGUACAAAGUAUUUUAUUACAUAUGAAAAGUACAUCCAAUUACAAAAUUUAAA
Chilo suppressalis (striped riceborer) is the source of this 1662-nucleotide messenger RNA. The record is from the annotation of a GenBank genome assembly. Lineage: Eukaryota; Metazoa; Arthropoda; Insecta; Lepidoptera; Crambidae.